Messenger RNA from Hippocampus zosterae (dwarf seahorse), 1256 nucleotides. It is a transcript of the gene nmnat1, whose product is annotated as nicotinamide nucleotide adenylyltransferase 1. The record is from RefSeq and is a predicted model, not a curated record. The transcript is spliced from 5 exons. NCBI's taxonomy places the organism in Eukaryota, Metazoa, Chordata, Actinopteri, Syngnathiformes, Syngnathidae. Gene Ontology annotation, biological process: NAD+ biosynthetic process. The coding region runs from base 110 to 934 and encodes 274 amino acids. Gene Ontology annotation, molecular function: nicotinate-nucleotide adenylyltransferase activity; nicotinamide-nucleotide adenylyltransferase activity.
CAGCUUUCAGAAAGGAAGGCCUCUGCGUUACGUCAUCCAUAGACAUUGUUUACACCGGAUGUGCGCCUGGCUUCAAUAACGUUGACUGGCUAACCCCUCAGAAUGAGGCAUGGAGGACGAGAGGAGAACAAGAGUGGUCCUUCUGGCAUGUGGGUCUUUUAACCCAAUCACCAACAUGCACCUGAGGAUGUUUGAACUGGCGCGGGACUAUUUGGAGGACACAGGUCGCUACAAGGUGGUGAAAGGCAUCGUGUCUGCGGUCGGGGAUGGCUACAAGAAGAAGGGACUGAUUGAGGCUUUCCAUCGUGUGAAAAUGGCCCGACUGGCAACAGAGAACUCCGAGUGGAUCACGGCGGAUGCGUGGGAGAGCUCGCAGCCUGAGUGGGUGGAGACAGCCAAAGUGAUUCGGCAUCACUACUCAGAACUAACAGCAGCCAAGCAAGAUGCUGAUGAUGUGGACACUGUCAAGUAUGCGAAAAAGAGACGCAUUGAGGAGAAUCAUGUUGAGAGUGCAUCAUAUCACAACAAAAGAGAAGCAACUCACCUGAUGCUGCUUUGCGGUGCUGAUGUCCUCGAGUCCUUCGGGGUCCCCAACUUGUGGAAGGAGGAGGACAUCGCCGAGAUCGUGGGCCGCUUCGGCCUAGUGUGCGUCACGCGUGUUGGCGCCGACCCCCAUAAGUUCAUCAACCGGUCGGACAUGCUGUGGAAGUAUCGCAAGAACAUCCACGUCGUGCCCGAGUGGGUGGCCAACGACAUUUCUGCCACGCAUGUGCGCCGGGCUCUGCGCCGCGGUCAAAGUGUUAGGUACCUGCUGCCGGACGACGUGCUUCGAUACAUACACGCCAACCAUCUCUAUAGUGCCGAGAGCGAGCAGAGCAACGCUGGUGUGCUUCUUGCACCCCUGCAAAAAUAUGCAGGUGACCCAUCUGGUUAAAAACCUUUGCAGUGAACGGACACUAUUUAUUGCAGCUUUGACGAGUGUCUAUUCCAUAACAUCUUUUGAUUUGGGCAUCUUUCAAAAUUAAAUUUCCCAUUGAGAUCAAUUUUAUUUGGGAUAUGAUUCAGACCAAAGUUCAAACUUUCAUCAUCAUUUUACCUUACAUCAUUGAACAGGCAAUCAGGAAUUGUUCAUGAACAAAAGGUAACGGAAAUGACUGGUCAUUACAUCCCUGAUGGACCUCACGCAUUAUUUUGAUGGAUUGGCCUGGCACUUAUUUUCAGUUGAAAUGGAAUAAAACAGCCACCUAUUUUUUCAA